UCCUCCAGACUCCGUUUGGAGGAAGAGCGAGAGCGCAGCGCACCGCGGAGCGCGCAGCUCCGGACCCACCUGGGCGACCAGAGAGAAGUGAGCUGCUGGAGAAAAGCUUUUCCACCUGCUCCGAGCCUCACAGAACACACAAACACACACACACACACACACACACUCACACACACACACACACACACACACACACACAAAUGCACCUCUGGCACAUCUGCCACGUCGUCUCUGACGGUCAGAGGAAGAAUCCGUCUCCCGUGGACCGAAUGGUUGUUUCGGGGGCGCGCGCGCCGGACGCAGCGCUCAGAUUCUGAACGACGAGAUAGAAGGAGGGGGGUUGGGAGGGGGGGAGACUCUGAGAAGCCUCGCGUCUCGGAGCGAGCGAGCCUUCAAAUGGAGCUCGGUGGCGAUUUGACUCCAACGUCGAAAGCUCGAAGGCGAUGCCGCGCGGCGCGGGGCGCGAACGCGUGCGCAAGCUGGAACAGAUGGACGCGAGCCCAGCAACUCCCGGGAGACAUGCAGUGUUGCUGAAUGGGUGACAAGCUUCAAGUCACCUUGCAUACCCUCUGAAGCCCGCCCCCCCACCGCUUCGCCAAUCUGCAAUCAAUAUACAGGACAGGGUCCCCCGUCGGAGAAGCAGGGAUGUACCAGGAGGUGGCCUUCCUGGCAGGCAGCACUGAGCACCAGUUCACCACCUUCCGCUUCGACCGCGUCGAGAACCCAAAGGAGGUCACCGCCAAGAAGGGCGUCUUCUACAAGCGAGCCCAGCUCCUGCUGCACCCUCAGCCCCGCCAGCAGGACGGCGACGAGAUCGGUCGGGCCGACGGGGCAGCCAUCAUCAACGUGGGGGGAAUCAAGUACCGCAUCCCCUGGUCAACGCUGGAGGAGUUUCCCUUGUCGAGGCUGGGGAAGCUUCGCGGCUGCAGCAACGAGGCCGAGAUCAUGGACGUGUGCGACGACUACGACUGCAGUCGCAACGAGUAUUUCUUCGACCGAAGCCCGUCGGCAUUCCGCACCAUUGUCUCGUUCUUGGCGGCGGGGAAGCUGCGGCUCCUGCGGGAGAUGUGCGCCAUGUCCUUCCAGGAGGAGCUGCUGUACUGGGGGGUGGAGGAGAACAACCUGGACUGGUGCUGCCUCCGGAAGCUGCGGCUCAGGCAGGAGGAGUACAAGGAGCAGCAGCGGUUGGAGGAGGAGGAGGCCGAGCUCACGUCGCCGCAGUCCUGCGAGGAGAGCCAGCAGCCUCCCGGAGCGCUGGCCCCCGAGGAGACUCCUCCGGGGGGCUGCAUGCGCAGACUGAGGGACAUGGUGGAGAACCCGCACUCGGGCAUGCCAGGGAAGAUCUUCGCCUGCCUGUCGGUGAUAUUUGUCGCCAUCACCGCGGUGACGCUGUGCGUCAGCACCAUGCCCGACCUCAGAGAGGAGGAGGAGAGGGGCGAGUGCUCCCAGAGGUGCUAUAACAUUUUCGUGCUGGAGACGGUUUGCGUCGGCUGGUUCUCCCUGGAGUUCCUGCUGCGCUUCAUCCAGACGCAGAGCAAGUGCAUGUUCCUGCGCACGCCCCUGAACGUCAUCGACGUGGUGGCCAUCCUCCCCUACUACAUCACCCUCAUCGUGGACUCUCUGUCGGUGGGAGGGAAGCCCGUGGGCUCGGGGAACAACUACCUGGAGAAGGUGGGGUUAGUCCUCCGCGUGCUGCGAGCCCUGCGGAUCUUCUACGUGAUGAGGCUGGCCCGGCACUCCCUGGGCCUGCAGACGCUGGGGCUGACGGUGAGGAGGUGCACGCGCGAGUUUGGCCUCCUGCUGCUGUUCCUGUGUGUGGCCAUGGCCCUCUUCUCGCCGCUGGUGUUCCUGGCUGAGAGCGAGUUGGGCGCCAAGCAGGAGUUCACCAGCAUCCCCGGCAGCUACUGGUGGGCGGUGAUCUCCAUGACCACGGUGGGCUACGGGGACAUGGUGCCCAGGAGCAUCCCUGGCCAGGUGGUGGCGCUCAGCAGCAUCCUGAGCGGCAUUCUGCUCAUGGCCUUCCCCGUCACGUCCAUCUUUCACACCUUCUCCCGCUCCUACGUGGAGCUGAAGGAGGAGCAGAUCCGCGCGCUGAGGCAGAAGCCGGACUCGCAGGACAGCACCAAGUCCCAGAACAGCGAGGACUCGCAGGACACGGACAGCUACCACGGCGUCACGGAGGCCGCAGUCUCCUCUGUGCAGCGGAGGAAGUCCUUGGCUGUCCGGAGGGCGGCUGAGAUUAGAGCGUCCGUGCAAACUUAGCAAGUGGCAGCCUGGGACCUGACGACAGCAGCGGGACAGUGAACCGGGACAUAUUUCUUCUCUGGAGCUUGCGGUCUCCGUUCUCGAUCAACGACUCUACGGGUUUCCUGAAUUUCACAGAGGAGCCGCCGAGGUCUGACUUUAAAGGACGACGGUACAAUACUCACGAUUAAACCACUCUAGUCAAAAGAUAACUGAACACUGAUAAAGGCUUGCACUCCCACUGACUGUGAUUCAGGCUUGAGCCUGUGCAAAAAGGGAAAUAUAAUACGCAGACCUCCGAGUGAUACAUAAUGUAUCUUACGUUGUUGCGUUCGAGGGGAUUGUCUCGAAUAAAGAUGUCUGCUGAGA
Messenger RNA from Scophthalmus maximus (turbot), 2613 nucleotides. RefSeq names its product potassium voltage-gated channel, subfamily G, member 2 (gene kcng2). The transcript is spliced from 3 exons. Lineage: Eukaryota; Metazoa; Chordata; Actinopteri; Pleuronectiformes; Scophthalmidae. Gene Ontology annotation, molecular function: voltage-gated potassium channel activity. The coding region runs from base 646 to 2262 and encodes 538 amino acids. Gene Ontology annotation, cellular component: membrane; voltage-gated potassium channel complex. Gene Ontology annotation, biological process: protein homooligomerization; potassium ion transmembrane transport. The record is from RefSeq and is a predicted model, not a curated record.